Molecule: messenger RNA, 2153 nt
Organism: Mercenaria mercenaria
Lineage: Eukaryota; Metazoa; Mollusca; Bivalvia; Venerida; Veneridae
Product: BTB/POZ domain-containing protein 17-like
Exons: 2
Coding region: 905-2089 (394 amino acids)
Molecular function (GO): protein binding
Source: RefSeq, a predicted model, not a curated record
UCUCUUAUCUGGCACUUGGCAAUACAGACUACCGUAUUAGCCCUUCAGUCUCAUUACUUGCUUUGUAAAUAUUUGCAUUACUCUAGUGGAUAAAAUCGGAUUAAGUUAACAGUCAGCUCUUGUUUUAGUUUUCGUUUUAUUACCAUUACCACUUUAACUUACUGACAUUGGUAAACACUGUGAAAGCUUGUGGUUAAAAGACAGUCUAUUAAAGUGUUAGAGUUCUAAAGAAGGAAGGUGGUCCAAUGUCUGUCCAGGAAUAAAACAUUUCUGACAGGGUUAUCAUUUUGAUUGAGAUGAAUUUAAAGAGGGAAACAGCAAUGCUAAAGUGAGGAUUUCUAAAAAUAAAAGAUGAAUAUAAAGAGUUUCGAAGGAUAUAGAAACAAUUGGAAAUAAGAUGAUUUCAACUUGAGAUAGACAUCAAGACGCAAGGUGCAGCUAUUACUGUCAGCCAUUAUAGAUGAGCUGUAACACGGAUCUCGUGCAGACAUCUGUCAACAAGAACAGCUAUUCCAUCCAGAUAUAUCUAACUACCCAAGAGACAAAAAUAUUUAUUAUGCUACCAGACAAAAAUUACAACCUACUGUAAUAUCACUUAUAUAUGCAAAACUCCAAAGUAACUUUAAAAGCUUUUUCUCAGAGAAUAAUAAUCACAGCAGAUUCAAUGAUCAAUCUUUUCCGACAGGAACAAAAAUCUCAUUGUGAAACAGUUUGUUCAGAAAAUAGCUUUUUGUGGGAUGAAAUUGAAUUGAAAUUUUAGACAUAUUUGUUCAUACAGCAGCAGAUGUUCUGACACUGGCAUGUGAAUAAUUCAGAUUGGAUAUUAUUUAUUAUACUUGGGAUUGGAUUUGCUUUUAUUGACUGGAUUUUUUUUUUCACCUGUGGAUACGUAAGAUUAUGUUAUAUGGGGAAUCGUGACCAAAUGAGGGUAAAGAAAAGUUUGUUUCAGCAUGUAAGGAUGAAAAGAUUCAAUCCCAGUGGUGCUACCUAUCCAGAUCCUUCUAAACCUCCCGAUGGCGAGGUUCAAAAUAAUGUUACAGAUGGAUCUAAACGUGUUAAGACAUCUACGUCAUUCGAAAGCUUGUUUGACAGUGAGACUCUGAGUGAUUUGACUAUAAAUGUGAACAAUGGCCAAUAUGUGUUCAAUGCUCAUAAAAUGAUCCUUGGUCUGAAAAGUGAUGUUCUGGCAGCCAUGUUGAAUGAACUGACGCCUGCGUCUUCAGAGGGCGAAAAACCCACCCUGUGUGUUCAGGAACAGCAAGAAUGUGCUAACGUGUUUUCAAGAUUUCUGUAUUUCAUAUACAGUGGAACGGUAUGGUUACAUAGGGAUUAUGUAAUAGCCUUACAGCGGCUGGCUGAUAAAUAUGAAAUUCAAGCGCUAUUGCAACAUUGUGAAAACUACAUCACGCAGAUUCUAAACAACACAUUGGCAGGGUGCGACAUCCCUACACGAGGAUUUCCAGUUGAAACUGUAUGCUUGCUUCAAGAAGAUUCGUUACAAUCUUCGGAAGUAAAGGAUCUUGCAUUUAAAGUGCUAUGUCUGUGUUUCCGUGACUUAGCGUCAUCAGAAAGAUGGCCCCUGUGCUCCUGGCAACUAGUCUGUGAUCUUCUCAAAAGUGAAUACUGUCAAGCUGAAGAAAAUGUUAUUCUGACGUCUGCUACUGACUGGAUGAAGAAAAAUAAUCUCAAUGACAAAGCAAGGAUUGAGGACAUACUGAUUAACAUAAAAUAUCCCCUGCUACAUAAAAGAGUGCUAUAUAUGAUGCAGAAAAAUGGUGCAUUUAAAAACUUUCCAAGAGUGCAGGAGUUGUUAAAUAACGCUGUAAAGUAUCACUGUUUCAAAGACAUUCCAGAAGCACAUGGGGACUUUGUUGGACCUCAGUUCACUCCGCGGAGGCGAUUACCUCCAAUUUUUGCAGGUGAAAACAACAACUAUGCAGUUGAAGCUAGUCCAACAUCUAUGAGAUACUCAGAUACGUCAAGUCGGGAAGACAUGUCAUAUCUCAGUUCUGCUGAUGCCACCCUUAUGAACGGGGCAGAGCCCCCUUAUGACACUGGAUCAUUCUAUGUUAACAAACCACCUAGAUGAUAAAUAUAAACUCGGAGAAGUAAAUACUGUACUGUUUUUAACUGAUGUGCUCUUAUGGCCUUAU